Molecule: messenger RNA, 1728 nt
Organism: Panicum virgatum (switchgrass)
Lineage: Eukaryota; Viridiplantae; Streptophyta; Magnoliopsida; Poales; Poaceae
Exons: 1
Molecular function (GO): nucleic acid binding; zinc ion binding
Source: RefSeq, a predicted model, not a curated record
AUGGCAGGUGCAGGGAGUGAGGAUGAGGAUGGUGGAGGCCUGCUUACACCUCGCACCAAAGGCCUCGUACAGCAUUUUCAAAAGCAAGUGAGGGAGUACACCUUGGGAAUUGAUAAUGAUUUGCAGGUGAUAAAUGAGAAGAUUGGGCAAAUGGAGGCCGCACAGAUUUCCAACAACACCAAGCUUGCAGGUUUGGAGACGACAGUUGCUCGCGUGGACAAGAGUCUCGCUGCUCUUCUAAGGCGCUUUGAUGAGCUCCACGCAAAGAUGAAAGAUCAGCAUAGAGGACGUGGCCAAGAGAAUGAUGACGGCGCAGAAAAUUCAGGUGCUGAUUAUGCUGCUGACACCGAAGUUGAGGAUCAAGCCCAGCGACGUCUACGUCGUAACCGUCGAGGUAUGGGUGGACAGCGUCCACAUGAGGUACAUAACAAUGACAUUGCUUUUAGUAAGAUAAAAUUUAAGAUACCCUCUUUUGAUGGUAAAUAUGAUCCGGAUGCUUAUCUUACUUGGGAGAUGGCUGUUGAACAAAAGUUUACUUGUCAUGAUUUUCCUGAAAAUGCAUGUGUUAGGGCUGCAACUAGUGAAUUCACUGAUUUUGCUUCCGUUUGGUGGAUAGAACAUGGCAAGAAAAAUCCUAAUAACACGCCACAAACUUGGGAUGCUUUGAAACGGAUCAUGAGGGCUAGAUUUGUUCCAUCUUACUAUGCACGUGAUCUUUUAAACCAGCUGCAGCAGUUAAAACAAGGUACUAAAAGUGUAGAAGAAUACUAUCAAGAGCUACAAAUGGGCAUGCUACGCUGCAAUUUAGAGGAGGAUGUGGAACCUGCUAUGGCUAGAUUUUUGGGCGGGUUAAACCGGGAAAUUCAGGACAUCCUUGCUUAUAAAGAGUACACUAACAUAACCCGUUUGUUCCAUCUUGCUUGCAAAGCUGAAAGGGAAGUGCAGGGACGACAUGCAAGUACCAGGACUAACAUUUCUGCAGGGAGGAAUUUUUCCACGCAGCCCCGCUCAAGCAUUCCAUCAACUGGACGUGUUGCUGCACCUUAUUCAUCGUCAGCUCGAACAGCAGCCCCACCUUCUAGCGACAAGCCUCGUGACAACCCUGCAAAUUCAGCAGCAAAGACAACGCAAAAACCUGCUGCAACCACUUCAUCGGUGGCAUCCACAGGUAGAACAAGAGAUGUUCAGUGCCACCGCUGCAAGGGAUUUGGACAUGUCAUGCGUGACUGCCCAAGCAAGCGUGUUUUGGUGGUAAAAAAUGAUGGUGAGUACUCAUCUGCUAGUGAACUUGAUGAAGAUAUACUUGCAUUGCUUGCGGCUGACCAUGCAGGAAGUGAGGGCUGCUCGGAAGAACAUAUUAAUGCAGCUGAAGCCGACCGCUAUGAGAGCCUAAUUGUGCAGCGUGUGCUGAGCGCACAAAUGGAGAAAGCGGAGCAAAAUCAGCGGCACACAUUGUUCCAAACAAAGUGUGUCAUCAAAGAGCGUUCGUGUCGAGUGAUCAUCGAUGGAGGUAGCUGCAACAACUUGGCCAGCAGCGACAUGGUGGGGAAGCUUGCGCUUACCACCCAACCACACCCGCAUCCAUAUUGCAUUCAAUGGCUGAAUAACACCGGUAAGGCAAAGGUAACAAAACUUGUGCGAAUUAAUCUUGCCAUCGGAUCCUAUAAAGAUGUUGUUGAAUGUGAUGUUGUGCCAAUGCAAGCAUGUAGUAUUCUGCUAGGAAGGCCU